Messenger RNA from Phlebotomus argentipes, 870 nucleotides. Its product is annotated as trypsin 3A1-like. NCBI's taxonomy places the organism in Eukaryota, Metazoa, Arthropoda, Insecta, Diptera, Psychodidae. The transcript has 4 exons. The record is from RefSeq and is a predicted model, not a curated record. Gene Ontology annotation, biological process: proteolysis. The coding region runs from base 1 to 870 and encodes 289 amino acids. Gene Ontology annotation, molecular function: serine-type endopeptidase activity.
AUGAAGAUCUACUUCGCCACUUUGCUAGUCCUCGGACUUGUGGUUGGGUCUGCCGUGUCGCAGGCUGCGCUUCCGGGUCAGUUCCCAAGUCACGCGGGUCUUGUGUUCCUGAACAGGUUCUGUGACGCCACAGUGCUCAACAAUCGACAUGUCCUUACGGCCGCGACGUGCGCCUUGAACGCCAACAACGAGCGCUUGGCACCAACUGUCUACACCCUCUUCGUGUCCACUGUGAACAUUGUUCAGGGUGCGACAGGAAUGGCAGUCAGCCACGUUUUCGUCCAUGAACACUACAAUCCUGACGAGCAGUGGAACAAUGUUGCAGUGCUGCGAACAACUGCAGACAUCAAUUUCAAUCCUGCUCCGCCAUUGCCGCCCGUCGAGGCAGUGGAAUUCUACACAAGGAUAGUUCCUGACACCGCCCCGUGCACCCUUGUGGGCUGGAAUUCACCCCCUCAGCACCUGAAUGUUCCUCUUCAGCACCAACAGCAGAACAUCUUCAAUCGCGACCACUGCAACACUUUGAAUGAAAUUGCCGGCAGAGUUCAAAAUUCAAUGAUCUGCGCUGGAUCUGUGGUUGGCAAUCCAAAUCCUUGUGCUAACAAUCCCGGAGGAGCUCUUUACUGUGACAAUCGCCUCGUCGCCAUUAUGUCGCACAAUCGCCGAUGUGGUCAGCCGAACGCACCUGGCGUCUACACAGCCAUUAGGUUCCACAGCACCUGGAUUCAGCAGCAGUUCAACAGGACGGAUUUGCCUGCAGCCGGACCAACUCCUGCUCCAGGUCACCCGAACCUGGGAGGCUCUGGCAAUGCACUGAAAUCCUCCUUCUUCGUCCUUCUGUCGCUCCUCGCUCUGCGACUGUUCGCCUAG